UGGAAAAAAAAAAUAUAUGUGUGCAAUUCUAAACAAGUCUAAUGAAUCCAUCCACGCUAUCAGUGAUAUCAAUCUUCAUAUUGUUAAUUUCUUGAACCAUAUGCAGGCAGAUGGGCAUCUUGCUUAUAAAUCAAUAUCUGGGAAGUAUCUAAGUCUUGCAGGUACUCACAGAUUCAUGGAUUGUGGAAAUCUCUGAUUGAUGGAUUGGUGCUCAAAUAUAUAAAUCCGUAAUUUUGGAUGGAUAUAGAAAGGUAAUAAAUUAACUCUGAUGUUCUCAGUAUUCAUCAGGUUAUUCAUCUAUGAAUGUUGACUGCUGCAAAAUUCUACUUCGCAAUUUCUUUCCAAAUAGAGCCUAUGUAGACUAAUAAAAGAAAUACUAUAUGAUCUCUAGCCAGCCAAAUCCAAUUUCUCAUAAUUAGAUCAAUGGAGUGGCACCUUUCUUUCUUCUUGGUCUUUUGCUUUUCUUUUGUCUUUUCAUUUGCUUGCGAUACCAUAACUCCAACACAAUCCAUCAGCGAUGGCCAGACGAUAGUUUCUUCAUUCCAAAGCUUUGAGCUAGGUUUCUUCUCUCCUGGAAAAUCCCAGAACAGAUAUCUUGGAAUAUGGUUCAAAAGGAGCCCUGAGUCAGUUGUGUGGGUUGCAAAUAGAAACAAUCCAAUCAUUGAUUCCACUGGAGUUCUAUCCAUCAGCAAAGAUGGAAAUCUUGUUCUCCUCAACCAAAUUCAGAGUAUUAUCUGGUCGUCAAAUAUAUCUGGUGUAGCAGAAGAUCCAGUGGCACAGCUCUUAGAUAUUGGUAACCUUGUCCUCAGGAACAAUAUCAGUGUAAAUUCAGGAAGCUAUUUGUGGCAGAGCUUUGAUUACCCUUCAGAUACAAUGUUAGCAGGCAUGAAGCUGGGUUGGAACUUAACGACUGGUCAACAGCUAUACCUGACAUCAUGGAAAAGUACUGAUGAUCCAUCCCCAGGAAACUUUACUUACAAUCUUGACAUUCUUGGGUUGCCUCAAUUGGUUAUUUAUAAAGGUUCCAUGAAAUGGUCUCGGACAGGACCAUUGAAUGGAAUUUAUGUUGGUGCCACUCCUAAUGUGGCCAACAUGGUUUUUAACCCAAUCAUGGUGUUUAAUCCGGAUGAAAUGUAUUACAUGUAUAGGCCUGUCAGUGAUAAUAUUGUUAUGCUGUUAAAACUGAAUCAAUCUGGUUCACUGGAACUUCUGAUAUGGAAUAACAACACUGCAGAAUGGAAAGUUUUAUACUCGAUGCCAUAUGAUACAUGUGACAUCUAUGGGCGGUGUGGUGGUAAUGCUAUUUGCAGUGUCAGCAAGUCACCUAUUUGCAAUUGCUUGACAGGUUUCGUUCCUAAAUCGCAGAAAGAGUGGGGGUCCCUUAAUUGGACUAGUGGGUGUGCCAGGAGUGCGCCAAUAGAUUGCCAAAGUGGAGAGUUUCUUAUGCUUGCAGGAGUCAGGGUACCUGACUUGUUGGAGUACUCAUUGAAUGAGAGUUUAAGCCUUCACGAAUGUAAGGCAGAGUGCUCUAAGAACUGCUCUUGUACUGCUUAUGCUAAUUCAAAUGCAAGUAAGAGCAGUGGCUGCUUGAUGUGGUUCGAUGAUCUGGUCGAUAUCAGAUUGGUUGCUGAAGUAUACAGCGGAGAAGCUAUCUAUAUCCGAAUGCCGCCUUCAAAUACAGGAAAAUCUGAAGAAGAAAAAUGUCCUCGUGUUUAUUGUUUUAGGAUCAAGACCAAAGAUCGUUAUAGUGGUUUCGACCACAGUGGGACUGUUUUUGUUGAGCUUGGUGUUAUUUUGCAUAAUUUGGAAGAAGAGUGCAAAUCCAGGAAAGCACAAACGAGGACAUUAGAAAUACCUUUAUUCGAUUUGGCUACAAUUGCUGCUGCUACUGACAAUUUCUCUCUAGCAAAUCUUAUUGGUGAGGGUGGCUUUGGUCCUGUUUACAAGGGAAAUCUUUCAACAGGAGAAGAAGUAGCAGUGAAGAGGCUGUCAAAGAAUUCAGGACAAGGCAGAGAACAGUUCAUGAAUGAAAUAGAUUUACUAGCUAAACUUCGGCACAGGAAUCUUGUGGAGAUUUUAGGAUGUUGUGUUCAGGGAGAAGAAAAGAUGUUAAUCUAUGAGUACAUGUCCAACAAAAGCUUAGACUAUUUUAUCUUUGAUCAUCAAAGAAGGGCAUUACUGAGAUGGGAGAAGCGCUUUGACGUUGUUUUAGGGAUUGCUAGAGGACUUCUUUACCUCCACCAAGACUCUAAGCUUAAAAUCAUUCAUCGGGAUCUCAAAACAAGCAAUAUUUUACUAAACAGCGACUUGAAUCCUAAAAUUUCAGACUUUGGCUUGGCAAGAAUAUUGGGAGGUGACAACAAAAAGGCAACAACACAGGGAGUUGUUGGAACAUAUGGCUACAUGUCUCCUGAAUAUGCAUUUGAAGGGACAAUCUCAGUGAAAUCAGAUGUUUUCAGCUUAGGUGUGCUGAUGUUAGAGAUAGUAAGUGGCAAAAAGAAUAAGGGAUUCCAUCACACAGAUCACCACCACAAUCUUCUAGGACAUGCAUGGGUGCUGUGGAAUGAAGGCAAGGCCUUGGAACUAAUGGACGAAUGUUUGAGGGAUUCAUGUGUUACAUGGCAAGUGCAGAGAUGCAUUCAAGUGGGUUUACUCUGUGUUCAAAACUUCCCAGAAGACAGGCCAGCAAUGUCUUCUGUAGUUUUCAUGUUUGCUAAUGAGGCAGCUAUUCUGCCACAGCCCAAACAGCCUGGUUUCUUCACCAGUCAAAACACCUCCCAUGAGAAUAUGAAUGGAACACCUGUGGAAGAAUCCCAUACAGAAAAUGAUUUAACUAUAACCAGUCUAGAUGGUAGGUAAUGAACAACAUAUGCACUUUAUAAAUUAUCGUGAAAAAUUACUUAACCUAUGUAAUAUGUGAAACUAUUGUGGAUCCUACAUAAUUUUUAUUGGUCAGAUGUAUUAAAGGUUUGUUUGGCAAAA
Hevea brasiliensis (rubber tree) is the source of this 2982-nucleotide messenger RNA. RefSeq names its product G-type lectin S-receptor-like serine/threonine-protein kinase At4g27290. The record is from RefSeq and is a predicted model, not a curated record. Lineage: Eukaryota; Viridiplantae; Streptophyta; Magnoliopsida; Malpighiales; Euphorbiaceae. Gene Ontology annotation, biological process: recognition of pollen; protein phosphorylation. Gene Ontology annotation, molecular function: protein serine/threonine kinase activity; ATP binding. The transcript has 7 exons. The coding region runs from base 424 to 2859 and encodes 811 amino acids.